Thamnophis elegans (Western terrestrial garter snake) is the source of this 2880-nucleotide messenger RNA. RefSeq names its product cytochrome P450 3A24-like. The transcript has 13 exons. NCBI's taxonomy places the organism in Eukaryota, Metazoa, Chordata, Lepidosauria, Squamata, Natricidae. The coding region runs from base 16 to 1773 and encodes 585 amino acids. The record is from RefSeq and is a predicted model, not a curated record. Gene Ontology annotation, molecular function: heme binding; steroid hydroxylase activity; iron ion binding.
GGAGAAGUAGAAGGAAUGACGGAGGAGGAGAAGGAGCCACCCCCUCCAGCUGUUAGGACUCCCUUGUCCCGGGCCGGCCGGGCGCUCCAGGGCUCGCAGUCCUACCGGGGAGGAGCCCCAGGAGGCCGUCCCGAGGAGGAGCCCCGGGCUUGGCUCCUCUCCGAGGGCGGCUACAAAACCUCGGGAACUUCCAGCCGCGGCUCAGAAGUUGCCCAGCUCGCCCGAGGCUCUGCAGAAGCGCUCGCCAUGGGAGACCCGGUCCUGGGCUGGGCGCUGGAAACCUGGGCGCUCGUCCUGCUGUUCCUGACCCUGCUGAUGCUUUAUGGGAUCUGGCCAUAUAAUUUCUUUAAGAAGUUGGGAAUUCCUGGGCCAAGACCCCUGCCUUUUAUCGGAACUUUCCAUAAAUACCGGCAUGGUAUUUUGAAGUUCGACCAAACCUGCUUUGAGAAAUACGGCAAGAUCUGGGGAAUAUUUGAUGGCCGGCAACCUGUGAUGGGCAUUUUGGAUCCCGCCCUCAUUAAAACCAUCCUGGUCAAAGAAUUCUAUACUUAUUUCACCAAUCGCCGGGACUUUGGGCUGAAUGGAAAUCUGGACACCGCCAUGACCGUCGUUGUGGAUGAGCAGUGGAAGAGGAUUCGCAGUGCCUUGUCUCCCACAUUCACCAGUGGGAGGCUGAAGGAGAUGAUGCCCAUCAUCAACCAUUACAAUGAAAUCUUGGAGAAGAACAUUCAGAAGAAAGUGGAGAAUGAUGAAACCAUAGAUAUGAAGCUGAUCUUUUCAGCCUACAGUUUGGAUGUGGUAACCAGCACCUCAUUCAGUGUCAACAUUGAUUCCCUCAACCAUCCCGACGAUCCCAUGGUGGUGCACAUGAAGAAGUUCCUCAGAUUUAGCUUCCUCAGCCCUGUUUUAAUCUUGGCUGUCCUUUUCCCAUUCGUUACCCCGUUGCUGGAUAAACUCAACUUUACCAUCUUCCCAAAGUCUUCCAUCGACUUCUUCUUCGGGGUCUUGAAGAAAAUCAAAGAAGAUCGUCAAAAGAAGGACCACACGAACCGAGUCGAUUUUCUUCAGCUCAUGAUGGAUGCACAAGCAGCAGCUAACUCCUCUAAGGACCCAAAUGCAGAGAAAGCUUUAACAGACAAAGAGAUUUUGGCCCAGUCCAUUUUUUUUAUUUUCGGUGGCUAUGAGACCAUCGGGACUUCCCUCAGCUUCAUGUCUUAUUGCCUGGCGGUGCAUCCCGAUGUCCAAGAGAAAUUGUACCAAGAGAUCAAUGAAACCUUUCCUAAUAGGGCCCCUCCCACCUAUGACGCCCUCCAUCAAAUGGAAUAUCUCGAUAUGGUGGUGAAUGAAACUUUCCGCCUUUACCCUCCGGGGACACGGCUUGAGAGAAUUUGCAAGAAGACAGUGGAAGUCCAUGGAGUGACCAUCCCAAAGGGAACCGUGGUUUUGAUUCCCGCUUACGUCCUACACCGGAUCCCCGAAUAUUGGCCUGAACCCGAAGAGUACAGGCCUGAAAGGUUUAGCAAAGAGAACAAAGAGAGCUUGGAGCCCUAUGCAUUCCUCCCUUUCGGGGCGGGUCCCAGGAACUGCAUCGCUAUGCGUUUCGCCCUCCUGGUGCUGAAAAUGGGCCUGGUGGUCGCGCUGCAAAGAUUUCGCUUCGAAACCUGCAAAGAAACCCCGAUCCCCAUGGAGCUGGACGACAGAGGAUUUCUCAAGACGAAGAAGCCCAUCAUGUUGAAGUUGGUGCCCAGAGUCGUUGUGAAAGAUGGGGAGUAGUCAUUCUGGAGUCUGCAAAGAGGCAGUGGUGUUCUUCCUUUGUUCCUUCGUCCCUCCCUCCUCCCUCCCUUUCUCCCUUCCUCUCUCCCCCUCCAUCUUCCUCCCUUCCUUCCUGUUGGGCCUUCAUGUCACAUAACAGCAGCAAUCUGAAUCUAUAGAAUCAAAUGCCCAUCUAGACAUUUUCCCACGCUGUUUUCAAGGAAGGUUGGGCAUGCCAGUUAAUCUUGGGAUCCCAACUGUCUUCUCUUUUAAAAUAAUAAUAAUAAACCUGAUUAUUCAAUACACACAUCACUUCAUUUGGAGUGACUCAUGCCACAAGCAUCCAAGGGGCCCUGUUGUGUACCAGCGCAACUUUCUGAGUCCUCUCUUAAGUUUCGUUCUUCUUCUGCGAAAGACAGUUCCUACUUCAUCUCCCUGCAGGCUCCCUCUGGGCUCCUUGACUGCUGGGGUAGAAAGGCGAUGAAAUAAAUAAAAGAGGCUGCUGUACUUGGAGAUAGGAAAAGCACCUGUUGGUCCUGAAUAGAUUUCACAAUAAAAACCAUGCUAGCAUCCUGUCUGAACACAACUGUUGAAUAGGACAGUCAUUGCAAAGUAUCAGGGGAAACCCCUGAGUUUGUCGUCAGCUUCAAUCUCACCAGGAAAUGACAGAUAUUAAACGCGGGACUUUCUACACGGGAAGUAGAUGUCCUCCACCGAGCCAUUUCUCAAGACCUGGAAUAAUGCUCACCACACAAGGUGACUUCAUUCCAUUACACAACGCCUUCUGGGUGUCGAUCAGAUGACAUAACAAGGUUUAGGCCUGGAGGGAAACAUUUCUAUUUUGGGAGAAAGAUCUUGGCACCGUGGUUGAAGAAGUCUUAAGAUACGGCUAGGUUAGAAGACCGAAAUGUUACCUAUUGUGCUCAGGUACAAUUUUAGAUGCCUGCAAAACCAGUUUUUGCCCUGCUGUCCAAAAGGAAGCAACCCGUUAAUUCUGAGAGGAGGAAGACAGUUCUACAUGCUGUUUGUUUUCAAGUUUGGCUUGUAAAUGACUCACAUCAAUUAAAUGUAUCUGUUAAGGCAACUGCAGUUGAGUUACUUACUGGAAUAAACUGUCUGUUUGCAGUA